AUGGGGUUGGAUGGUGGAGUGGCAGUUCCCGCCGCCGUGUCGGGCGCCCAGCGGGGAGAAGAAUGUGCUGCCGAAUGUGAACGGUUGGUCAGUGCCUUGGAUGAGGCCCAGCGGGCCGCCGUCUGCGAGGACACUUCUGCGUCGCUGUUAAUUCUCGCCGGGGCCGGUAGCGGCAAGACACUGACGAUGGCAAGCCGCAUCGCGUACAUUAUUCUCUCUGGGGUGGCGCCGGAGAAGAUUUUAGGCCUUUGUUUCUCGCGACAAGCCGCGGAGGCGUUGAGGGAGCGUGUGGCCACGGUGCUGCCGCCGUCAAUGGCAGCGCAUGUGCAACGGCUGAAGCUGAAGACAUUUCACGCCUUUGGUCUCGAGUGUCUUCGGCGUCAUGGCUGCAUUGACCUUGCCACAGAAGUGUACGACGCACGACGGCAAAGGGAACUUGCUUCUGCUGUGGUGGAGGCGCAUGCGUUGCACCACAAGGGCCUCGAGGCCGUCCUCGCACUUGUGGAGUAUGUGAAUAAGGCCAAGACGAAGAAGGACAUGCGUGCCGGCACAGAAAUUGAUCCCUCACGACAGGCAGCGUACCUAUUUCGCUUCUACCAAGCAAUGUUGCAUGAGCAGCACAACGCCGUUGACUUUGGGGACCUGGAGCAGAUGUUUCUUGAGACGCUGCGUCCUGUGGGACGGCAGGAACAGCCGUCCGAGGAGGGAGUGGAGGGAAAUGGGGGCAGCAACAGCAACAGUCUCAUGAGUGUUGUCCCGCCACCCCGCCUGUCAUCUCCGGUGGCGUUGCAGUUGCGGGCACAAUACACGCACAUUGUUGUCGACGAGUUUCAAGACCUGAACGAGGUGCAGCUUGAGUGCCUUGCCCUUCUUGCGGGUGACACGUGUCGCGUGACAUGCGUUGGGGAUCCGAAUCAGUGCAUCUACACUUGGAGAGGGGCGACAACAAACAGUUUUGAACGCUGGCGGAGCCGAUUUCCGCAAACCAAAAUUGUAACGUUGGGUACGAACUACCGCAGCUCCGAGGAGAUUGUGAACGCCGUUAAUGCCGUCUCGCAGAUAUCUCAACAGAGUUUUAGGGGAGAGUGUGGACGUCGCAUCAUUCUCAUACGAUGUCCACAUGCGUGGGAACAAAUGUCCCUCCUUCCACGUGUGGUGGAAGAGUUACUGCGCACAAGGGACCGUGGAUUAAAAUACAGCGACAUCGCCAUUCUUUGCCGUACACGUCGAACUGUACGGGAUGUUGUCACGGCGCUAGAACGGGAUCAGAUCCCUGUCUGCGAACUGCGUCCAAGUAGACCAAACUCCAAAGCGCUGGUCCGCGCCAUAUUGUCUUACCUGCGUCUCUGUGUACAUCCCCACUCGAACCUUGAUGUGGAGUGUGUGAUACGCGAUGCUCCAAAUCACUUUUCGGCGGCUGCGGCCACUAAAUUUAUCUUUGCCAUGCAAGCCGAGUGCCUUCAGCGACGGCGCGAGUUGAGCACAGCCAAGCUACAGUGUGAGGAUAGUCAUGCGACUUACUCUUACUACACGAUUCUUCGAGAGUUGGUGCAUAACGGCUUUGCUCACGUUCAUGAGCGGCUACGCACGACAAAACCACAACAAAAAUUUCUCCGCAACUUCAUUGAGGUCACCACAGCAGCCCACGAUGCCCUUGGACGUAUGUACUGUGAUAUUGAAGAGGUGGUACGGGGCGUUGCAGAGCGGGCGGGUUUUGAUGGGGGAAGUGCCACAAGCGUACAAAUUCGGCGUCGCCCAUGUUGCGGUACCAAACGUCGACGUUCUUCUGCCCCAUUACGGCGCUCUGCAGCGAUUUGGGAUGAUGUCAUGGGUGACGCCGAGGACGAAGCCGGUGCAAUGGACGAGGAAGGGGAUGCAAUGUCUAUUUCACAGGUACUCGUCGAGGCGUCUCGCACGGUGCAGCAGCAAGUGUUAGUGGAAAAGAAAAAUGUUGACAGUAGUCAGGAACGCUAUGGAGAAAUCAAAAACGGCAAAAACGACAUGGGUGAUGCGGCGUCCGCCGUCAAGGCGGAAGCCAAAGUGCAGAACGAUGCCUACACUGUGCUGCAGCGCGUCAUUGACGAAUUUCUUGCACUUCUUCCGACAGAUGACUUUGGACCGCUGAAAGGGGGAAGCAAUGUGAAGAUGGAGUCAACGCAGGUCGCCACAGUCACAGUGACGACAGUGCAUCAGGCAAAGGGAAAGGAGUGGCUUUCCGUCAUUGUUCCUUGUUGCUAUGAGGGCGAGUUCCCCAUUGAUGUGAAAAGAGCGGAGGAGCGGCGGGUCUUUUACGUUGCCAUGAGCCGAGCAAUGCGGGAUCUUGUAUUGAUGACAGCCGAAUUUGGAUCUCUCGCCCCACGUGACUACGAUGAUGGGAAUGGGGCCGUGGGAGGAGCGGAGCAACCGCUGCAUAUCACACCCUAUCUGCGUCCCCUGAUGCCAUUCAUGGAAACAUUGUCCAUGACUUGUCAGGAGCAACCGAAAGGGGGAAACGUAGGUUCAUAA
This is a messenger RNA of Trypanosoma cruzi, 2505 nucleotides long. Its product is annotated as ATP-dependent DNA helicase, putative. Gene Ontology annotation, molecular function: DNA binding; ATP binding; 3'-5' DNA helicase activity. The record is from RefSeq and is a predicted model, not a curated record. The transcript has a single exon. Bases 1 to 2505 code for a protein of 834 amino acids. Gene Ontology annotation, cellular component: nucleus. NCBI's taxonomy places the organism in Eukaryota, Euglenozoa, Kinetoplastea, Trypanosomatida, Trypanosomatidae. Gene Ontology annotation, biological process: recombinational repair.